This is a messenger RNA of Penicillium subrubescens, 591 nucleotides long. Its product is annotated as anthrone oxygenase family protein. The transcript has a single exon. Lineage: Eukaryota; Fungi; Ascomycota; Eurotiomycetes; Eurotiales; Aspergillaceae. Bases 1 to 591 code for a protein of 196 amino acids. The record is from RefSeq and is a predicted model, not a curated record.
AUGGCGAUCUUCUUAGACAACAUUAGCCCCGCGAAAGCGACUCUGCUGUGUGGCACUGCCGGAAUCGUUUCGAGCUCUGUCUUCUACUGCAUGAACACGACCAUCAACUACUUGACCUUCCCAACAAUUCUUCUUGGUCAACCUCCCCGCCCAGGAUCCAAAGCCUCUGGAAACUUCUUUGUACACGCUAUGGAUGUCCCAGCGAGCAGUGUGUCGCAUCUGAACCGGCAGUGGCAGGAGAUAUAUUUCAGAGGACACCGCAUUGGCCCUGCAUUGGCCAUUAUAGGAGGAACUGUGUUUAGCACCGCUUCGUACCUUUCUGAUCAGGUUUUUGUCAAGCAAGUCUUCGCAGCGGCUACUAUAUCAUCGUUUGCCAUUGUCCCCUACACACUUUUGUUCAUGCUCUCGACCAAUGACGAGCUUCAUCGGCGCUCAUUCGCUAUCGUCAAAGAUCCGUUGGCCUCAAAGAACAUGGAUGAAUCAGAGACAGCUGCUCUAAUAUCAAAAUGGGUUGCUUUGAGCAAAGUUCGGGCAAACAUUGCUUUGUUAAGUGCAUGCCUUGGUGUCGUCGGCAUCAUAGCCUUGAGCUGA